UUUUAUUGCUCCAGCCUUCUCAAAAUGUAAAAAAGGACCCCAACAAUAUUUAUCAUUUGUUUGAGGUGAUAAUGUUCUAUUUCUUUGUUUCAGUUUCCAGUUCAUGAUCUCAAUGAUCUAUGAUGAAUGACUAUUGCUAAAUUAGCUGCAAUAUGAGUUGUGUUCAGCUUUGCAACAAAGGUCAUAGGUGCUUUCAUUUCUAGCAGCAGCGGCGUUGUCGCCAUGUUCAACCGGUUCAAGUCGGCGCUGCUGAGCUCCGUGGGCGCGGCCGAGUCGGCGGCGGCGGUGGCGCAGGCGGCCGUUACCGACGGCGCAGAGGCGGCCGGCGGGCCCGCUGCUCGCCCCGCCAAGUUCGCCUACGGCCGGCCGGCGUUCCUGCAGCUGGAGACGGAGGACGAGCUGCAGGUGGCCGGCGACCGGGUCAUCCGGCCCAUCAUCGUGCCGCGCGACAGCAGCCGGCUGCCCUGGACCGCCGGAUACGCCGAAGCGGUGAACGCCGGUAAGAGUAAACGUAACGAGGACGCGGCUGCGGUGUACACGGGCGUGCUGCACCAGCCGCCGCCGGGCGGGCCGGCCGGAGACGGGGACGGGGACGGACUGCAGCGCACCGGCCGCUCCGUACCCUACUACUACUUUGGUCUGUUUGACGGCCACGCCGGCCACGGCGCGUCGGUGGCGGCCGCCCACCAGCUGCACCACAUCAUACACGAGCGUCUGGUGGACGUGCUGGACCACCUGUUGCCGCCGGACCCGUCAGCUGCCGAGGCCGCCCCGGCGCCCGGGGUGCGGGCCGCCUCCCUCUGGAUACCCGCCGAGGAGGUGGCUCCGGAAAAACUGGUCACCGGCGCUCUGGAGGCGGCCUUCAACGAUAUGGACGCGCUGAUAGCCGAGGACCGUCUCAAGUACGACAUGCGCGGCGGCUGCACGGCCGUGGUGGCGCUCCUCUUACUGGGUCGGCUGUACGUGGCCAACGCGGGCGACUCGCGCGCCACCUACUGCCGCCAUGGCCGAGCAGUGAUCGCCUCACACGACUUCACCCCGGAGACGGAGCGGCACCGCGUCAGACAGCUGGCCUGUCAGCAGCCGGCGCUGACUGGCGGAGAGUUUACUCACCUGGAUUUUGCCCGCCGGGUCGGUCGCCGAGACCUGGGCAAACGGGUGCUGUACCGGGACGCACACAUGACCGGCUGGGCGUACAAGACGGUCACUGAGCGAGACCUGCGCUUCCCCAUCGUGUGCGGCGACGGAAAACGGAGUCGGGUGUGUGCCACAAUCGGAGUGACUCGCGGCUUCGGUGACCACGACCUCAAGGCGCAGAACACCAACGUCAACAUCAAGCCCUUCCUCUCCUCCCAGCCGCAGGUGCUGGUGGUUGACCUGGAGGAAGAGGCGGUCACCGAGUCGGACGUGCUGGUUAUGGCCACCGACGGCCUCUGGGACGUCAUCUCCAACGAGCGCGCCGCAGAGCUGGUGGAACAGUCGCUGGCUGCCUUCCCCGCUGAUGACGUCACCAAACGGCGAUAUAGGUGCACAUCGGCGGCGCAGGACCUGGUGAUGUCGGCGCGCGGGAAGCUGAAGGAGCGGCUGUGGCGGCUCUCGGACGGCACCAUGGCCACCAUCGACGACAUCAGCGUCUUCGUCGUGCCCAUGCUGCCCUAUAGGGAGGAACAUCUCCUCUGGAAGCUGGGCCAAGAGGCGUCCGCAGUGCGAUGCGCGCCGGCCGAGCCGCCGUCGGGGGUCCGCCAGGUGUCUGAGCCGGCACAGCUGGACCGCUACCAGAGCCUGGUGGAGCAGUGCGGCCGGCCCUCACCGCCGGCGGGUACCUCGCCGAGCGGCAACUCAAGUGGAGCAGCGACAGCAGCAGCAGCGGCAGCGGCAGAGGACCCGGUGGAGACCGGCGUAGAGCCCGAGUUUGCCGACGCCGAGACCGGUGAGCCGACGGCGGCCAACGGUCCGGUACCGGCGGCGAACGGGCCCUCCGGCACCCCGUCGGCGGCCGAGCAGGUGGGGACGGUGCCGGUCACCUGGUUCGGAGGGGAGGACGCGACUCCGGUGCGCCGGCCAGCGCCCCGGUAGCCGCGCUGACCCGGACCCGAGCUCAGAGGCGUGGUGCGCUGGAGAGGACUGAUGCGGUGAGAUGUGUCUAUUUAUACGGGGUGCGUGUGUGUGGAGUGGGUGGUUUUAGUAUCGCGCACCAGGCGCCGUUCGGGUCUCUUGUGCUACCUCACGUGACCGAGAGGGCGGCAAGGCUGUGCUGGUGAGACGCGAGGCUCGGGGCUACCUCUGUGGGUACCUGGCAGCAGUGAGACACCCACUAUGGAAUGGCACUGAUAGGGACUCGAGUGGUCCACUCUCCGUUCAAUGAGUGAAUCGCGUCUGCGAGAAGCAAAGGAGCGGCUCUCACAGUGUCCCGUGCCGCUCUGAGCCCUGAUCCGUGCCGCUGUUUGUGGGUCACGAACUUUUGUCCAAAGCACUCGGUCGGGUUCGCGUUACAUUCCCCCUGGGCAUGCUCUCCGCGCUAUUGAAGGGCUAAUUUGGCAUUCCGGUGUUCCGCCUGUAUUGGCUUAUGUGUUUUUGUGUUGAGGCAGACGGAUUCCGUUGUUCGUUGAUAAAUGUGUUAUUCUUAUUGUGAUAAAGUCGCUUAGUUAGGAGAAAAUCACGGAAUGCAAUCUUGCCAAUGUUUGAAUAAUCGUUUCUUGUAAUCGGUCGUUUUUCCGGCGUAAUUGGUAAUGGUUCAUUAUUUUUCCAGGGGUUAGUGUUAUUCGUUGUGCCGCUGUGUCGAUUCCCACCUGGUGUUUUAAAGGGCGGGUGAAGUGUGCAAUCAAUAUGGAACUGAUAUAUACUUUGUAUUGGUUUUACUGCAGUGUUAUGAACCUCGGUGAGCUAAGAAAAUGCUGCACUGUUAUAUGCAGUCAGAA
Messenger RNA from Amphibalanus amphitrite, 2918 nucleotides. RefSeq names its product protein phosphatase 1H-like. The record is from RefSeq and is a predicted model, not a curated record. NCBI's taxonomy places the organism in Eukaryota, Metazoa, Arthropoda, Thecostraca, Balanomorpha, Balanidae. Bases 223 to 2076 code for a protein of 617 amino acids. Gene Ontology annotation, molecular function: protein serine/threonine phosphatase activity; cation binding. Gene Ontology annotation, biological process: protein dephosphorylation. The transcript has 11 exons.